This is a messenger RNA of Trichomonas vaginalis G3, 1458 nucleotides long. RefSeq names its product WD and tetratricopeptide repeats protein 1 family. Gene Ontology annotation, cellular component: cytoplasm; Cul4-RING E3 ubiquitin ligase complex. The record is from RefSeq and is a predicted model, not a curated record. Gene Ontology annotation, biological process: negative regulation of fatty acid biosynthetic process. NCBI's taxonomy places the organism in Eukaryota, Parabasalia, Trichomonadida, Trichomonadidae. Bases 1 to 1458 code for a protein of 485 amino acids. The transcript has a single exon. Gene Ontology annotation, molecular function: protein binding.
AUGGAAAUGCAAAUUAUUGAACAAUAUGAAGAUGUUCGAAGGGGGAAUUCAUAUCAGAAGUUAUUUGAUGCAAUCAAAACAAGCCAAAAAGCAACUUGUUCCUUUGAAUUAUCUAUAAAAUUUUCAUUAGAUUCAGAUAUUCAAACAAUUUCACUGAGUCCUACCGGAGAAUUCCUUGCAGCAGGCACAGUUGAUGGUAAAUUAGCUAUGUGGGAUAUGACAAAAAGAUCAGAAACUCCGUUAUUUAUAACAACUGUUGACACAGCAGAGAUAGUAUCAAUUCAAUUCAUUACAAAUACAAAAUUAGUCGUAGGGGGCACAUCUAGUGAUGUUCAUAUCAUUGAUUUACAAAAAGAAAAAAUGACACAAAGAACAAUUCGAAAACAGCACACAAGAGCUAUUCACGCAUCUUCUAAAGUUGAUGACAAUGCGUUUCUCACUUGUAGUUUCGAUAAAACCGUUCGAAUUUUUGAUGAUAGAUUAGAAUACAAUAAUUCAGUGACAAUUCCUCAUAAAUACGAAAAAACACCAUUCAUACGAGUGUCACCAUACGGUAAACUCCGUCCAUUGAAGUAUGGCGGUGGUCCAGACUGCUUUUUCCGAGGAAGUUCCGAUGAAUCUUUGUUACUUGAUGUUUCUAGCUACAAAAAUGGAGAAUGCUACUCGUUAUCAGCUCUCCCAGGCAUGCCAUACAGUUAUGCCGUAGGAACAGGCAUGACAGAGGCCAGAGUUUUCGAUUUAAGAGCUCCAAAUCAUAAAUACGAAGAAUUAAUGGGUCUUUCACCGAUUUUCAAUUACCAGUUCCAUUAUCCGACAAUAGGAGUCACAACCGAUGACUAUGGAGAAGUCAUUGCAUUGUCAAUUCGUUCAGGACGUGUUCACGCGUACAAUGCAAUGGAUUUGGAUGUAAUUCCGAUCACAACUAACGAAGAAGGAGAAACACGAAGAGGCCCAAACUUAAAUAUUGAUCCCAAUGACUUUUUGAACCCAAAUGAUGGCUCAUUAAAUUAUAAUGAUAUUAAUUCUUAUGUUGCAAGGAACCAAACGGUUUUUCUGAUGCAGAUAAGGGAAUUUGAGAAUAUAAGGAGACCAGUUAUGGAGUAUUCUUUGCAUUCCAACACGAAAUCUCUUUUUAAUUCAGCAAAAUUCUUCGGAAAAUGCAUUAUAGCAGGGUCAGACACUGGAUCAAUCAUUGUAUACGAUCCAGAUAGUACAGAUAUCAUUUCAAUUCUUCAUCCUUGCGAUGAUCCGAUAACAUGUAUCUGUAAUACUCCACAGACACUCGGUUUUGCCGCAUGUUCUACGAAUAACAUUUAUUAUUAUGAAAUUUGCAGGCCAUGUGAAGUAGAUUUAGAGCAACAAAAGUCCUAUAUUAAUGAUCUCAUUCAGAUUGAGACAUCAAUGAGAUCUGGAACUCUCUUUGAAGUUCUACAGAGAAUUCUUGCAUUCAACCAAUAA